This is a messenger RNA of Castor canadensis (American beaver), 2274 nucleotides long. Lineage: Eukaryota; Metazoa; Chordata; Mammalia; Rodentia; Castoridae. The record is from RefSeq and is a predicted model, not a curated record.
GAGGGUGAUGCCCCAGGCAGUGACCUGAGUACAGCGGUUGAUAGCCCUGGGAGCCAACCCCCCUACCGGCUGAGCCAGCUACCCGCCACCAGCAGCCACAUGGGGGGCCCCCCUGCAGGGGUGGGCCUUCCCUGGGCUCAGCGGGCACGUCUCCAGCCAGCCAGUGUCGCCCUGAGGAAGCAGGAGGAAGAGGAGAUAAAGCGCUCUAAGGCCUUGUCAGACAGCUAUGAACUCUCCACAGACCUGCAGGACAAGAAGGUGGAAAUGCUGGAGAGGAAGUAUGGGGGCUCCUUCCUAAGCCGCAGGGCUGCCAGGACCAUCCAGACAGCCUUCCGCCAGUACCGAAUGAAUAAGAACUUUGAGCGACUGCGCAGCUCAGCUUCAGAGAGCCGCAUGUCCCGCCGCAUCAUCUUGUCCAAUAUGCGGAUGCAGUUCUCCUUUGAGGAGUAUGAGAAGGCACAGAACCCUGCGUACUUCGAGGGCAAGCCUGCCUCGCUGGACGAGGGUGCCAUGGCUGGGGCCCGGAGCCACCGGCUUGAACGGGGGCUCCCCUAUGGAGGCUCCUGUGGUGGGGGCAUUGAUGGUGGUGGAAGCUCUGUCACCACAUCUGGAGAAUUUUCUAAUGACAUCACAGAGCUUGAGGAUUCCUUCUCCAAACAGGUAAAGUCUCUGGCUGAAUCUAUCGAUGAGGCCCUGAACUGCCACCCAUCAGGGCCAAUGUCUGAGGAGCCAGGGUCAGCCCAACUGGAGAAGCGGGAGUCAAAGGAACAGCAAGAAGACAGCUCAGCCACAUCCUUCAGUGAUCUUCCCCUCUACCUGGAUGACUCAGUUCCCCCACCAUCCCCGGAGCAACUGCCUAGCACAGAGCCCCAACCCCAGGGCCGGCCUGAGUUCUGGGCACCAGCCCCCCUCCCACCAGUUCCUCCGCCAGUGCCACCAGGGACCCGGGAAGAUGGAAGCCGAGAGGAAGGCACUCGCAGGGGUCCUGGGUGCUUGGAGUGCCGGGAUUUCCGGCUACGGGCUGCCCACCUUCCCCUGCUUACCAUCGAGCCUCCUAGUGACAGCUCCGUGGACCUGAGUGAUCGCUCAGAUCGCGGCUCUGUCCACCGCCAGCUGGUGUAUGAGGCCGAUGGCUGCAGCCCCCAUGGGACCCUGAAGCACAAGGGGCCACCAGGCAGGGCCCCAAUUGCACACCGCCACUACCCAGCCCCUGAGGGCCCAGCUCCAGCCCCACCAGGGCCCCUGCCACCAGCCCCCAACAGUGGCACUGGGCCCAGUGGUGUGGCUGGGGGUCGGAGGUUGGGGAAGUGUGAAGCAGCAGGUGAGAACUCUGAUGGUGGAGAUAAUGAGAGCCUUGAGAGUUCCAGCAAUUCCAAUGAGACCAUCAACUGCAGCUCUGGCUCCUCUUCACGGGACAGCCUGAGGGAGCCUCCAGCCACUGGCCUAUGCAAGCAGACUUACCAGCGGGAGACGAGGCACAGCUGGGACUCGCCAGCCUUCAACAACGAUGUGGUACAGAGGCGGCAUUACAGAAUUGGCCUCAACCUCUUCAAUAAGAAGCCAGAGAAGGGUAUCCAGUAUUUGAUCGAGCGAGGUUUCCUGUCAGAUACACCGGUGGGGGUGGCUCACUUCAUCCUGGAACGGAAAGGCCUGAGCCGGCAGAUGAUAGGGGAAUUCCUCGGGAACCGGCAGAAGCAGUUCAACAGAGAUGUGUUGGACUGUGUGGUGGAUGAGAUGGACUUCUCCUCCAUGGAUUUGGAUGAUGCACUCCGGAAGUUCCAAUCCCAUAUCCGGGUACAGGGUGAGGCCCAGAAAGUGGAGCGACUCAUUGAAGCUUUCAGCCAGCGAUACUGUGUCUGUAACCCAGCCCUCGUGCGCCAGUUCCGGAACCCAGACACAAUCUUCAUCCUUGCUUUUGCCAUCAUCCUUCUCAAUACCGACAUGUACAGUCCCAGCGUCAAGGCUGAACGCAAGAUGAAACUAGAUGACUUCAUCAAGAACCUGAGAGGGGUUGACAAUGGUGAAGACAUCCCCCGAGACCUCCUGGUGGGCAUCUACCAGCGUAUCCAGGGUCGUGAACUGCGGACCAAUGAUGACCAUGUGUCCCAGGUGCAGGCCGUGGAGCGCAUGAUUGUUGGCAAGAAACCAGUCCUGUCUCUCCCUCAUCGUCGACUGGUUUGCUGCUGCCAGCUCUAUGAGGUGCCAGAUCCAAAUCGCCCCCAGAGGCUAGGGCUGCAUCAGCGGGAGGUCUUCCUCUUCAAUGAUCUCCUUGUG